Messenger RNA from Stylophora pistillata, 7268 nucleotides. Its product is annotated as tudor domain-containing 6. The record is from RefSeq and is a predicted model, not a curated record. Gene Ontology annotation, molecular function: RNA binding. Lineage: Eukaryota; Metazoa; Cnidaria; Anthozoa; Scleractinia; Pocilloporidae.
CCCGAGUUCGAGCACAUGGCCAGCGAGGGUGACCACAUUAUAACGGAGAGUGGCUGAGCAAAUGAGCUAGAGAACCAGUCGCCUUCGGUGGUUUUUGCAGAAGUAUAGACAAAUAUCUCACGUAACAACUGCUGUUCAAUCGACAACGACUAAACACUGAAUUCUGAGUAAGCCAAGUCGAUUGCAAAGAGAGAAGGCUGGUGAUAGAAGUAACAGCCGUUUGGAAACCAAAGAGCACUGUUAAGUUUAAGUCGAUGGAAAGGACAGAGAAUAAGCCUGUGACUGAACAUGGCAAUGAAGUUUCAGAAAGUGACAGCUCAGUGCCUAAGGAAGAUGCAUCCAGAAAUGACAUAAAGCUGAAAGAUCUUGAUUCUUGGAAUCCAAUGCUAGAUGAUUAUGAAUCUAAAGUAUUCAACAGCUACAAAGAACCAAGCAUGACAGAUUUUGCAGAUGCUUUUCCAAGCUUGAAUGGGAAUUCAGGUGACUUACAGCAUCAGCACAGGAAGUCAUCCCUGGAAAUAAAUGAAAAAGAUACCUGCCUAUUUGUAGGCAAUAUUCCACAGAAAAUGACUCAGGAAGGCUUGCAGAACCUCUUCCAACAGGCUGGCCAAUUAAGAUCUUGUAAAUUGAUUCCUCAGCACAACAAAAGUACUAAGAUUGGAUUUGUAAGCUUCAAUACUGUACGUGAGGCAGUGGCAGCGAUACAAAUGUUUGACGGACUUGAUUUGGGGCAUGGUAACCGUCUGAAGGUUGCACUCGCAUUGUCAAAGCAGAAACCCGCCUUCACAGACACCAUGAUGAGAAUGGGUGAUGGUGUGAGUAAGAAAGUAGAAGUGCUUACUGAUGACGAAGUAGUUUCCAGUGAACAUGAAGGUACUCUAGAUGCCGUAUCAAGUGUUCUUCCUGAUUCCAAGCUAACAUCCGAAGGAAGUCCAUGUAGCUUUUGUGGCCAGUUAGGACAUAAGUGGUGCUCAGCAUGCAAAAUUCCGUAUUGUAGUCGAGACUGUCAGAGAAAUGACUGGCCGAAGCACAAACACGCUUGCUGCCAACAAACUCGGUCAGAGAGAAAAAGAGCCACCCUUGCAGACACUUCGGAAACGUGCCUGGAAACUGCUUCUGCCUUGACCAGCGCGGCAAAUUCUGCGCAACAAGCUAGUCCAACCUACCCAUGUGCUCCUUGUGACGACUCCACAUAUUCAAGUAAGGAACCAACUAUCUCUGCGACACCCGCGAAUUCCGACAAGAAUGAUGACAAGAUCUCUAACAAAGCAAAUCAGGAGAGUUUGAGGGUAGCAGACAGUGAUGCGUUUGAUGUACAGAAUGCUGAAAUGUUUGCCCAGAUGAUGGGUUUUGACCCAAAUCCGGUGACGACGGUGGAAAAUAGUGACGACAGCGACAGCGCUGAUACCUCAACAUCUCCAUCCCUAAUGAGCAACAUGAUUCACAGAGACUCAAGUCCUCAGGUACCACAUACCGAAACGGGUCUGCUGAAGUCAAGCUUAGAGAGCCAAGUGAACCGAUCAAAUUUAAAAAGCAGUUUAGCACUAGAAUCAGUAAGUACUUCAGAUGAGGCCGUUACAGAGUCGGAAACGUCCACCUCAGAGCUUUCAUCCUGUACAAAGGGUCCCACACGAAUCCCUGAGCAGCUCCAGACGGAGAAAAUUCCAACAGAAGAUUUUGAAGUUAUUGUUACAGAAGUUGAAAACCCAAGCUGCUUAUGGGUUCAUUCGUGUGCCUCCGACGCCUUAGAGAGACGAAACCAACUCCAGAGCAUUCUCCAAGCGACCUACCGUGAUUCUGUGUUUGAAAAAUAUGUGCCAAGUGUUGGUGAUGUAUGUGUUGCCCAAUUUAGCUUUGACAAUUGCUGGUAUCGAGUGAAAGUUGAUUUGGUUAUCAAUGCAGGAAUCAUGAGAGUCACAUACAUAGAUUUCGGAAAUCAGGAGGACAUCGCAGUGUACAAAAUACGUCGUAUAACAGAGGACCUACUAAGUCUUCCCAGACAAGCUGUCAAGAUCUCCCUGUAUGGAAUUACGAGUACCUCUCCAUCAGGGGAUUGGUCUUCAGAAUCAACAAUUUUCCUAAAGAGUGAAAUUUUAGCCAAAAGGUGCAAAGUUCGGGUCUGUGAACAAGCUAAUGAAACAUUACUUGUGGAAUUAUCAGCUGCUCAUGGAACACGCGUUGGUGAAACAGUCAAUGAAACUCUAAUAAAAUCUGGCUUUGCUGAAAUUAAGAGUCCAAGAGAUCAAGCUGACAGAUCACAUGGACUAGACGAUUUGUGCGAGGAGCAAAUAGGCAGCCCUGACAAGUCAUCUUAUUUUGGCGACAUUUCUUCAAAGAGGCCGUUGAAAACUCCUUCAAAUGAGGAAGGAAGGAACCCUCCGAGACUUCACAGUCAAUCGAAGAGAGGUAAAGUACCAUUUGAAAUUGUCGUCAACGCCAUUGUGAAUCCAUGGGAAUUCUACGUAAUGAAGACUGAAAAACAACUGAUAGUCGAGCUCAGGUCAUUAAUGGUUAAUUUAAAUCAUCAUUUAUCUGAGAAUCGCUGUAGAAAUGAAUGUUCAACAACACUUCUUACUCCCGGUGAUUUGUGCGCUGCCCAAUUCUCACAGGAUAAAGUUUGGUAUCGUGCUGUGGUCUUGGAACGAGUUCCCAAUGGCUACAGAGUUCGUUACGUGGACUUUGGAAACAGUGAAGUGCUGCAAAAAGAGAAGGUAUGCUCCUUACCUGAAAGUUUUCAGAGACUACCCCCUCUUUCAUUGACUUGUUCACUAGCAGGUGUGAAGAAACCAAAGACACGGGGUUGGACCCCGGAGGCUAUACAACAAUUCAAGACUUUAGUUGCUGAUAGAACAUUUUUGUGUAGGAUUGUUUACACGCAUGGAGUCACCAAUAUUGUUGAACUACUUGAUCCAAAUCGAGGUGAAGAAGAGUCAAUAGCCAACUCACUUAUAGGGGCAGGUCUAGCUGAUCCAUUCGCACCCAAAGAUGGUCAUAAAGAACAAAUUGACUCAAGAUGGGAGAUGCCAUUUAUAACGCCACAGUGUUUGAGGAGUGUAGAGACAUCAGUGAAGAUGAGCCCAUCGGAUUUUGUCACAGAUCGGUCUCCAUCUAGCCAACCACGGCCUAAAAUUAAUGCCAACUGUGUAAGAAGUUCGUCGCCAAAAGGUCAAAUAUUAGGCACGUCUGAGAAGGAAAGAAUAGAGUCGGUUGUCUUUGAACCAGCUAUCCAAGCAGCGAUGUUGCCUCAAGAUAAUGAAUUUGAUAUUCUGGUAACGGAAGUGGUUUCUCCUGGGCUAAUUUUCUUUCAGCUAGGAACGGUGGAGUCUGUACAGAGUGCUGUCAAGUUGACCGAGGAUAUGAAUUUACAUUACAAGUCAGCGACUUACCCACCUUUUGUUCCACAUCAGAAUAACCUAUGUGCCGCAUUCUUUGCUGGAAGCGGGGACUGGUGUCGAGCUUUUAUCAAAGCAGUGUCUCCUGAUGGGUCUGUUUCUGUGCAUUAUGUGGAUUAUGGAAACGCUGAAAUACUUCCACCGAAUCACCUACGGCCUCUAAUUCCCCAGUUUGAUUCCAGUGCCUUGCCAUUUUUAGCACUAAGUUGUUCAUUAGCAAAUAUUGUCCCUCUUGAUAAGUCCGAAUGGUCUGAUGAAGCGGUGGCGUUCGCUAAAGCUCAAAUUCCGUUAUUCAGUAGAUCCACAGUUCGCUUGGUCGGAAGACAGAAAGGAAGAGUAUUUUUGGAGGUGAAAAUAGAUGAUGAAAGUGUCAAUGUAAUGCUGGUAAAUCGAGGGCUAGCAAGGGCAAUGGUGAAAGGUUACAACCCUCAGCGUCUGAAUUCGAAUGAGCCUACACCAAACACCAGUAGAUUGGUGGCAGUUGACCGCAAUGCCCUUUCAAAUGGAUGUUAUAAAGAGCUCGUUUCAAGCGCACUGGAAUCCUUGGUAUUCUGCCCCGCAAUUCAAGCCGCAGUAUUACCACAAGACAGUUCACUUUUUGAUGUUAUGAUCACGGAGGUAUCAAAGGCAGGUGUUUUCUUCAUACAAGUAGGAGACUUUGAUGCUGCCCUGAGCUUACAGAAGCUUUCAGAGAAGAUGAAUUCGUCUUAUCAUUCGUCACCAUCAAGUUCCUUCAAACCUCAACCAAACCAUUUUUGUGCUGCCAAAUUUACUGAAACGGGUGACUGGUGCCGUGCAUUUAUCAAAGAAGUAACUCCUCAGCAUUUGGUUGAAGUACAUUACGUUGACUUUGGGAACGCAGAGAAACUUCCGGUGUCAAGUAUCCAUCCUCUGAUGGAUAACCUCACCACGUACCCUUUUUUCGCUUUACCCUGCUCAUUAGCAAAUGUGCGACGACCCAAAUCUCCAGGAUGGGCAGACAAGACAAUGGAAUUGAUCAAAGAAAAAGUUCCCCUUUUUAAACGUGUUAGUGCCAGAAUAAUAUCCAAACAACGCGGUAUGCUGCUUGUCGACUUUAUGGUUUCAAAGGAUCAGCCCCAGUUUCUAAGUCAACUAUUGCUGAACGAAGGUCUCGCUCAAAGGUCAGUGGUAAAUGAAAGGCAAUACGAUGACGAGCAAAUGGAAAUUCAGGUGGAACGUUCGCAGUCACAUGAUUUAUUGAAAGACGCACCAUCUCCAAAACCAUUGGGAAGCAUUGAGUCCCUGGUAUUUCAGCCAGCUAUCCAGUCAACUAUAGAUUUCGAUUCCUUCCAUGCCAUGUUAACCGAAGUUGUGUCUCCAUCUUCACUUUUUAUUCAGAUUCUGAGCCACGAAAUGGUUGAAAGUAUGGAGCAGCUGUCAGCAAACCUGAACGCUCACUAUAAUAAUACAAAUUAUCCUCCUUUCAAGGUUCAGGCUAACGUUUUGUGCGCUGGAUUUUUCUCCGAAAGUGGAGACUGGUGUCGAGCUUUCAUCAAUGGUGUGAAUGCAGAUGGCUCAAUUAACCUUCAUUAUUUGGAUUAUGGAAACAGUGAAGUCUGUUCGUCAUCCCAAAUAAGACCAUUAGAGAAAACAUUUCAGAAGCAGCCACCCAUGGCUAUAAAAUGCUCAUUACACGGUAUUUGUCCUGUGCAGUCGACUGGAUGGGCCGAAGAUACCUGCAAAGCCUUGCUUUCCCAAGUUCCCUUAUUCAGCCGCCUGGACGCGAAGGUGAUAAAGAGGGAAAGUGAAUCCCUGGUUAUCGAUGCAACAUCACGACUUACCCCAGAACAAGUAACAUUGAGUCAGUUUCUUGUAAACCAUGGUAUGGCUCGGUGGCAAGAUUUCUCAAGUGCACCAAAAGAUGUUCAUACGUCAGAAGAACAAAUGAAUACAGCGGAACAGGCUUCUUUGCCGGCACAGUUUGCCUUUGAAGCUGUUAGUAGUAACAGCAAUCGUUUUUUUGUGUCAAAAAUCCCUCUGGUGGAUAUUUCACAGAGCAACUCAUUCCAAGUACUUAUAAGUGAGGUUCAACGACCAGACAAGAUUUUCUUUCAAGUCCUCAACAAAGGAAACGCACACGCACUCGAUACUCUUUCGCGAAAAUUAAAUACCUAUUGUUCGGAGGUAGAUAAUAGUCCCUAUAAACCAGUGCUGGGGGAGCUUUGUUGCGCUAGAUUUAACCAAGACGGAGUUUGGUAUCGUGCAGUUGUCGAACAAGAACUGCCAGGAUCAAGAAUGUCAGUGUUAUUCGUGGAUUAUGGUAAUGAAGACGCAGUCACAGUAGAUUCCAUAAGGCGAAUUACAGCUGAAUUUACACAACUUCCCUUACAAGCCAGGCAGUGUUUCUUGACAGGUAUACUCCCCGUGUCGCAGUCAUGGUCGUCCGAUGCAGUUAACUUCCUAAGAGGGCGCCUGUCAGGUGAGACGUUUGUUGCUCAGAUUGAAAACGUUUCUGGAGAAAGUGUGGGCGUUCAGCUGUUUGAACAUCACCCAAGGGAUCUGCCCCCUCAUAUGUCCGUCAAUCAAGAUAUGGUUGAGCACAAUCUUGCUCGGAUUCAAGAGCAGUCGGUUUGCUUGAAGGUAAAAACUGUGUUUCCAAAAGAAGAUCACUUCGAUGUUGUAAUUACAGAGGUAAUACAUCCAGGGGAGAUGUGGGGACAAGUCCUCGAUGCUGAGUCGCACAACAAGUUCAGUUUACUUAUGGAGCAAAUUAACCAAUACUGUGUAUCUGCUGCGCCUGUUUCUACCUUUCUUAUCAAUCCCACUGAGGAUUGUUGUGCACUGUUCUCGCAGGAUGACACAUGGUACAGAGCACGCGUGUUGGAAUGUCUCGAAUCAGGAAAGAAAUUAGUUCAGUUUGUAGACUUUGGUAAUUGUGAAACGGUAUCAUCUGACAUGGUAAGAUCUCUGAAGGACGACUUUGGUGACCUCCCUGCACAGGCGUUAAAGUUAAGCCUUGCAAACAUUCGUCCCAUUCAUCAGAUUUGGAGUCAAGAAGCAGUGGAUUGGCUCAAGAAUACAGUAAACCGAAGGCUGAAAGUGUCAGUUGUCCAUCGUUGGCCAGACCAGUUAAAUGUAUUCCUUGAAGACUGGAAUGUUCCCGAUGGUCCGCUUCGUAUAGGUGAAGAACUGGUGUGUUUGAGAUUUGCUGACGAAUGUUGAUUAGGUAUCGGAAGUCGUUGAGUGGCAGGCGAGAAAAGCUUUGAGGAUGUUAUUUACUCUUGUAGUAGAACUUUAACUGUUAUCGUUAGUUUGUCAUCGUACUUUAAAGUCUUUGGUUUGCUGCUGACGUAAUCUUGUCACUGGCAGCAUGAAAAAAUAUUUGUCGCACGGGUAGAUUGAAAUGUUAUUUCAGGUAUUCGAAUUAGUUACGGUUUGGUGGCGAGCGAGAUCAUACGAGAGCAAGAACGGAUUUUGCUUUGAUAUCAAGACGAUUGUAAAAUUUUACAUUUUUUGUUGAUAGGAAUACCCAGUUGUUUGGCUCAUCAUGGGUUUGCUCUUGAAGGGUUAUUUUGGACUUAUUAGUGAAAUCAAACAAUCAAGUAAAACAAAGAGUUAUAUUAAGAAUAUUAUUUAGUUGUGACAAUUUUGAGAGUUAACCGCAACUAGCAUAGUGGGUUCAUUCGAUCAGCGGUCACUGUCAUAGACAGUGGCUAGCGUUGAACAUUGCAACUUUGUUGUAGCGAGCAUCUUUGAGCUCUCCAACUUCAAAAUAGUGUCUUCAAGUAAUUUUAAAGAAUAUUCCAAGGUUGUUUCUAGAGCGUUUCAUUGCGUUUUUGACGAAAAUUUCAAAGGGUGGGUGUUAGAUAGGUUAUUUAAGCCCCUCUUUCAAUAAAUACAUGUUUUUCUCGGAAA